Saccostrea cuccullata (small rock oyster) is the source of this 968-nucleotide messenger RNA. RefSeq lists its product as uncharacterized. Gene Ontology annotation, biological process: negative regulation of membrane protein ectodomain proteolysis; negative regulation of endopeptidase activity. Bases 1 to 675 code for a protein of 224 amino acids. Lineage: Eukaryota; Metazoa; Mollusca; Bivalvia; Ostreida; Ostreidae. Gene Ontology annotation, cellular component: extracellular matrix. Gene Ontology annotation, molecular function: protease binding; metalloendopeptidase inhibitor activity. The transcript has 6 exons. The record is from RefSeq and is a predicted model, not a curated record.
AUGGACCUCCCAAGCAUCAGAUGUGGAAUCAGGUGCCACAGAGAUUUAGUUAUUAACUACAGAGCAACUGAUAACAUGGAGCACAGACUGCCUUUACUUUUUCUAUAUCUGAUCAGCGAUCUCAGGUCUUUAUUGUGCUGUCAAUGUUUUCCUUCGCAUAUACAAACGGAUUAUUGUGCCGCAAAUAUCGUUACAAAAGUGAAAAUCCAAGAUCUAGCGAGGAGUGAAUCUGAAAAAUGGCUUCGAUAUAAUGCAAAUAUUUCAACAGUUUACAAGGGCCGUGAAACAUUUCUGUUUAGCAUACCCCACAAAAUGGAAAUCGGCACGCCGGGACCAGCGCACUCGUGUGGUGUUCAGUAUCUAAAGCCAGGUCUGGAAUACCUUAUAUCAGGCAAUAGAGAUGAAAGAGGACUCAAGGCAAACGCAUGUUCCGGUGUCAAGUUCUGGACAGAUAUUCAAGCAAUUCUUCUCCGCAAUGUGGACUGCAGUUGCAAAAUUUUCAUUCCAAAAACAUGGAAUAUCCCUAUGAAAAAUGAAUACCCCCCUAAGACGGAUGAUAUCUGCCUUGCUCCUACCAGGGGCACAUGUCAGUUCAAAUCAGGGGUGUGUAAACGAGAUCAGAGAGGAGUGUGCCAAUGGAAUCUUGUUAAACCUUGUCCUGAGAAGGCUCCAUAAAUUACAAAUAUUUGAAAGAAAUUGGGAAUGAGACUGUAACAAAGUGAAGUGACCAAAUGCUAUGGGAUGUUAUAGAAAUUUUGUAAUUUGUUUUAACAUUUCAUGAUAAGUUACUGCAUGUGUUAUAAUUGUAAUCACAUGAUAACAUUUAUCAUGUGAAUUCCAAAUUGAAAACGUUUUUAAUUUUUAAAGCAAUAUGAGCUGCAUUUUUGUGAAUUUUAUUUUACUGGUAAAAUAUGUCAUUAUGAUAAAUUUGUACGUAAUUUAAACUUGAUGAUCAAUUAGACUAAAAU